This is a messenger RNA of Paramecium sonneborni, 1918 nucleotides long. Lineage: Eukaryota; Ciliophora; Oligohymenophorea; Peniculida; Parameciidae. The record is from the annotation of a GenBank genome assembly.
AUAUGUUUAUAAAAUACAACGAACUUACUCCAAAGACUUAAACCAGUCUCAAUAGUCCUGUUCGAAAGUAAUGAGAGUUUCCUAUGAUAGUAAUACACAGCCGAUUUUUGUAACAUCUCCAAAAAAAAAACUAGGUAGCAUCAAAGAAAUCACUAAUAAAUAAUAAGAAUUGAAUAAGCUUCUUAAUUAACAUGUUGAUAUCUAAACUUAAUCUGCUAACACAUCAAUCCAUUCCUUUGAUUGUAUGAUGGCUCUAUCUAAAUUUAAAAGAAAACAAAUAUAAACUGAUAUAAGUUCAAAAUUAAUAUCCUUAGAUGAUGAAAUUGUUGAAGUCUAUAAUGAAUUUGAGAAGAAUUAUAAAUAAAUCAAUGAUCUAGAUAAAUUAUAAUAAAUUAGAUAAACUACUAAUUAAUCUAUUGAUAUCAAUAGAAAAAGUAUCAGUAAUUUAAUUUAAACACAUGAUGGUCUAAUCUAAUCAGAUCUAAAGUUUGGAAAUAUGAACAGAAUAAGAAUUAAUAGAUUUAAAUUUUAUUAUUUUCGUAUUAAACUUAGAGGCAAAAUAUCUCCUAUUUAAGUAUUCUUUAAUAUUCCUGAAAGAGUAUAAAGUUCAGCUUUAAAAAUAUUUUUAUCAACUAAAGCAGAAUUUCCAACUAAAUUUAAUGCUGAAUAUAUUCUUCAUUCUCGUUUCGCUAAAAUCUUUUCAGAAAGAAACCAACAUUAUUUUACUGAAGAAUAUCUUUUUAUUACAAUUUAUUCAGAAGUUGAUUUUGAAUUCUCUAUAACAUUUCAAUUUGGAAAUUCAUAAAUUACAAAAUCACCUCCAAAAUAAAUAGUUGAAACUUUAGAAUAAAUUUAAUCAAAUUGUUCUUCUAUUUAAAAGUAUUUACCUAAUGAUAAAAUUUUGUAAAAUCUUUCUUUAACACAAUAUCAUGGAAGUUAAAAAUUAAAUAAAAUAUUAUCAAUUCAAUCAGAAAGAACACAUAAGUAAAAGAUGGCUAAAUCUUUGAGAUAAUCAAUUUUAGAAGAUAAAUAAUUAGAAUAGAAAUCUAAAUUACUUGUUAAAGAUUAAAUUUAAUAUUUUCGAGAAGUUGAGAGAUUGUUAAAAUAUAAAAAAGUGAAAAUCUAAUUUGCUCAAUAAAAUUGGUUUCAAAUUUUCAGUUUAAUGCUUAUUACUGAAUAUAUUUCUAAUUCUCUAUAGGAAUAAAAAAGAAAAUAAAAAAUUGCAGCCAAAGGAAAACUAUUAGUUUGGGCUAUGAAAACUAAAGCCUUGUUAGAUGUUAAAGAAUAUGGAGAUAGUGCAAAAGAAAGAACAAUAUUCAAAACUAGAUGUGUAAUAUAAAGUUUUACUUGUAUGAUCAGACAAAAAUCUAAAAUCAAAGCAGAAUUUGUAAUUUCCAAAUUUAUGGGGCGAAUUCUAUUAUAUCUAACUAUUCUUAAUAGACAUUAAAGCACUCUCAAUAAAGGUAUAAUUCAAUUUUAAGUAUAGUUAUCUUUAUUUAAAGAAAAUUUCGGUUUCUUAAAGCAAAGAAGAGAAAUUUUAGAGAUAAAUUUUGGAAACUCAUCAAAGAAAAUAUAGCAGAUAUUAUAUAUGAUCUUAGAAGAGAAAAAGAAACUUAAUUUUUCUUUGAAAAACAAUAAAUUAAUAUUGAUAUGUAAAUAAUCAUGUCUAUUAUUUUUAGACCUCUAAUGAAUUUGGUUAUUGAUGAUUAUUGUAAAAAAUAAAGGAUUUUAUGGAUGGCAUAUGUUCAACAUACUUUUUUAGAAAGAGAUUAAAAGAGAGUAUUAAUUUAUUUAAAUAUCAUAGAAAAUCCAUGAAUAUGCAAAAAAUUUAAAGGAACCAAAAAUAUAUGAUUUGCCUAAUAAAAAUGAAUUAAUUCCAAUUAUAGAAUAAUAUGCAAUAUUGAAAAAAAUACUAUGA